Molecule: messenger RNA, 411 nt
Organism: Parnassius mnemosyne (clouded apollo)
Lineage: Eukaryota; Metazoa; Arthropoda; Insecta; Lepidoptera; Papilionidae
Source: the annotation of a GenBank genome assembly
AUGGGACCCCAGCCACAAAAGCUUUACAACAGGAAUCUGAAGCAGGAGGACUGGGAUGAACUCUCCGUCGAAAUGGAGUGUCCAGUUAGCGAAUUGAAGAAAAAGAUGGAUUAUUUGUUGGCAGCCCUUCGCCGUGAAAAAGCAAAAAUCACUAAAACCAGCACAACAGGAAAAGGAGCUGAUGAAGUAUACCAGUCUUCUUGGUUCGCUUUCAAGUAUUUGCAAUUUCUGAUGGACAGAAGCAAACCUCGCCCGAGAAUUAAUACUGAAGGCCAAGACCGCGCUUCGAAGGAUAAUACAUCUGAAAAUGAGGAAAAUGACCACAUAGGUGAAGAUCAUGAUCAGUCACAAGAUAAACAACCCCGUUCCACCGCGAGCACUGAAUCGGACCAAACAACCGAUAAUGCAUAG